GUUUGCUCCAAUGGAACGCGAGUGUUUGUUCAUAGAAGUAUUGCUGCCGAGUUCCUCAAACAACUUGUAACUGCAACUGAAAAGCUGAAGAUUGGUGACCCCUUUGCUGAAGACACAACUGUGGGGGCAACCAUCCAUGAGGACCAUGCUAGAAAAGUGUUGAGUUACGUUGACAGUGCCAGGCAAGAGGGUGCAACUGUUUUGUGUGGAGGAGAAAGGGUAUUGCUGAAGGGAAAGUUGGCUGGAGGAUGGUACCUUUCACCUGCAGUCCUUACAGAUUGCCGAGAUGAUAUGAAGGUAGUGCAAGAGGAAGUUUUUGGCUCUGUUGCCUCCGUGCUAGAGUUUGAUACUGAAGAAGAAGCCGUUAAGAGAGCAAAUGAUACGAAGUUUGGACUAGCUGGUGCUGUUUUUACAAAGGACAUUCAAAGGGGACACCGAGUAGCUAACGCCAUUGAAGCAGGAACUGUCUGGAUUAAUACCUACAACUUAUAUCCAACUGAGGUUCCCUUUGGUGGUUACAAACAGAGUGGAAUUGGCCGAGAAAAUGGGUUAACAGCUGUUGAUUACUUUACGCAGACACGCACCAUCUAUGUAGAAAUGGGUGAUGUUGACUGCGGAUUACUUUACCAGGAUUAGAGUAGUCUAUUUUCAUUAUAUGCUGAUAGAUUGAAAGGCCACAUAUAUUUUGUGCUGUUUUGUUAUAAAAUCUAUAUGAAAUAUUUUUAUACUUUCAUAGAUGUAUACAGUAUAGUUUAAGAUUAAAGUGAACCUUGUAUCUCAUACUUUUUCUUCAUUUAUUUUCAUUUAUGUAUAAAGAAAAUAAGUGAAAAUCAGUUAGAAAUUUAGUAAUAAAUCAUGUGCCAUAUUUUAGUGUAAUUUACAAAAAUGAAUUAAGGAGAAAGUCUGGAUAUCACUGCUAAGGUGAAAGCUCAGUGGUGAGGAAUAUGUCCGAGAAAUGGAGUUAAAUUUUUCAACGUGCAAUAAGGGAGAUACUUGUGAAAAUAUCAGAUUUUAACCGAAAGUGGAUGUGGGUCUGUGUGUAAUCGGUACUGACAGUAGGAUAAGGGUUGGAUUAGACUGCAUUCGUCUUUUGUCAAGACUGAAUAUUAGUCUUGUUUGUUAUGGGUUUUCUCAGUAUAUUUGACAUUCCUUUUCUUGUUAUUGUUUUCUUUACUAUUUAAUGUGCAUGUUAUGUUAAUGUGAAGAUUUUAAUAAAUAUUAAUUUGCAA
Penaeus vannamei (Pacific white shrimp) is the source of this 1229-nucleotide messenger RNA. The record is from RefSeq and is a predicted model, not a curated record. NCBI's taxonomy places the organism in Eukaryota, Metazoa, Arthropoda, Malacostraca, Decapoda, Penaeidae.